Molecule: messenger RNA, 1080 nt
Organism: Mesorhabditis spiculigera
Lineage: Eukaryota; Metazoa; Nematoda; Chromadorea; Rhabditida; Rhabditidae
Source: the annotation of a GenBank genome assembly
AUGGACGUGGUGACACAAUCAGUCGAUCUCGUCACAAUCAACCCCCAUCCAUGGCGACUCAAGCGACUCACGAAGCAUGGCAGCUCGAUUUUGGAUACGUCAUAUGAUACGGAGCCGGAAAGCGAUUCGGAGGUUGACUUCGAGAUCAGGGGAUCAGAUUUGGCACGAGCGCAUUGGAUACAGAUGCAUAAAGUUAAUAAGCAGACUGCAGUAAUCGAACAAACAUUCCUGGAACUCCUCAAAUCCUAUCGACACCUACGCCCCGUGUGGCCCUUCGGAAGGCGUAUCGACCCGGAGGACGAGAGCUGGGAAGAGCAUCUAUCCCAAGAUAUCUACUUUAAGAACCAUUGUGGGGCCAUACAAGCUGCAUUUACAAUGUUAAUGGAGCACAAGGACGAGCCGGGAUGUGUUAGUCGGCUACUAAAUGAAAUUGGUGCUCACCACUUCUACUAUGACGCCACGGAAUCUCAUUUCGAGUGCUUCCAAGUAGCCUUUAUGGCAGCACUAAAAAAGAAAUGCACUGGUUCCUGCCGACUUGACGAUGAGAUUGAAUCGUCGUGGAAAACGUUCCUCGGCGAGGUCAAAGUCAAAAUCAGCGAAGGUAUCGCCAUCCAGCGCGUGAAUUACCUACGCAUUGCGGUAACCUCCAGUGAAAUUGCGGAAGUGAGACAGCAAUGGCAUACGAUCACAGAAUAUGGGGUGGAAAAAGCUGGGUUGGUGCUCUGCAAAGAGGCAAUGCUGAAUUACAAAGCUCUACUCCAUCAAUACGGUCUGGAGAAUCAGAUUGCAGACGUGGACAAAGAUGAGGAGACUCUACAUCAAUUUGUUAAGAUGACCAUGGCGGCAUUCCAAACUUCCGUCAGCUGCUGGACAACUAAUGAUGGAUUUAUGGGACUCCCAGCUUUAUUAAAGGAAUACGUUAUGCAAUGCAUGCUACUCGACGUUUGCCCAACUCUUUUAAGAAAAGCCGUCCAACAUGGACUCGUCAAAAUGUUAAAGAAAAUCUUGGGCGGCGAUGAGGUCAGCGAGCAAAUUGAGCAAAUGUGGAAGAAAAUGUACCGCGUCGUCGAGCAGGUCAAU